Messenger RNA from Leopardus geoffroyi (Geoffroy's cat), 2721 nucleotides. It is a transcript of the gene GSR, whose product is annotated as glutathione-disulfide reductase. The transcript has 13 exons. Gene Ontology annotation, cellular component: mitochondrion; cytosol. Gene Ontology annotation, biological process: cellular response to oxidative stress; cell redox homeostasis; glutathione metabolic process. Gene Ontology annotation, molecular function: flavin adenine dinucleotide binding; glutathione-disulfide reductase (NADPH) activity; NADP binding. The record is from RefSeq and is a predicted model, not a curated record. Lineage: Eukaryota; Metazoa; Chordata; Mammalia; Carnivora; Felidae. Bases 189 to 1751 code for a protein of 520 amino acids.
GGAGGGGGCGGGUCCCCCUCGGUGCCCGGCGGGCCGUGGCCAGGGAGCCCCACCCCUCCCCUGAACCCCCUCCCCCCAGCGCUCGGACCGGGUGCUUAGUCACCGUGAGGCUGCGCUUGCCCGGGGCGCGGCAACCCCCCUUACCCGGGACCGCCCGCGGGGCACCCCCGUCGUGCACUUCCGCGUGCAUGGCCCUGCUGCCCCGGUCCCUGAGCGCGAGCGCGGGGCCGAGCUGGCGGCGGGCGGCGCGCGCCUUCCUCCCCCGCUUUCCGCUGCCUCAGCCGCGGCCCGCACGCGCCCUCUCCCGCGCCAUGGCGUGCAGGCAGGAGCCGCAGCCGCAGCGCCCGCCGCCCGCCGCAGACGUCGUGGCCUCGUACGACUACCUGGUGAUCGGGGGCGGCUCGGGCGGGCUGGCCAGCGCGCGCAGGGCGGCCGAGCUGGGCGCCAGGGCCGCGGUGGUGGAGAGCCACAAGCUGGGCGGCACUUGCGUGAAUGUUGGAUGUGUACCCAAAAAGGUAAUGUGGAACACGGCUGUCCAUUCUGAAUUCAUGCACGAUCAUGUCGAUUAUGGCUUUCAAAGUUGUGAGAGUAAAUUCAAUUGGCGUGUUAUAAAGGAAAAGCGUGAUGCCUAUGUGAGCCGCCUGAAUACCAUCUAUCAAAAUAACCUAACCAAGUCCCAUAUAGAAAUCAUCCAUGGCCAUGCAGCAUUCACAAGUGAUCCCAAGCCCACAGUAGAAGUCAGUGGGAACAAAUACACUGCUCCUCACAUCCUGAUUGCCACUGGUGGCGUGCCCUCUCGUCCUCAGGAGAGCGAGAUCCCUGGUGCCAGCCUAGGAAUUACCAGUGAUGGAUUUUUCCAACUGGAAGAAUUGCCUGGUCGCAGUGUCAUUGUCGGUGCGGGUUACAUUGCUGUAGAGAUAGCUGGGAUUCUUUCUGCUCUGGGUUCAAAGACAUCGCUGAUGAUACGCCAUGAUAAGGUACUUAGAAAUUUUGAUUCAAUUAUCAGUUCAAACUGCACUGAAGAGCUGGAGAAUUCUGGCAUAGAGGUCCUGAAGUACUCACAGGUCAAGGAAGUUAAAAAGACUUCCUCAGGCUUGGAACUCUGCAUGGUUACUUCAAUUCCUGGUAGGAAUCCCACCUUGACCACGAUUCCAGAUGUUGACUGCCUGCUUUGGGCCAUUGGGCGGGACCCAAAUUCCAGUGGCCUGAAUUUGAACAAAGUGGGGAUUCAAACUGAUGAUAAAGGUCACAUCAUAGUAGAUGAAUUCCAGAAUACCAGCGUAAAAGGUGUCUAUGCAGUUGGAGAUGUGUGUGGAAAAGCUCUUCUCACUCCAGUUGCCAUAGCUGCUGGCCGAAAACUUGCCCAUAGACUUUUUGAAUGCAAAAAAGAUUCCAAACUAGACUAUGACAACAUCCCCACCGUUGUCUUCAGCCACCCCCCUAUUGGAACAGUGGGACUCACGGAAGAUGAGGCCAUUCAUAAAUACGGAAAAGAAAAUGUGAAGACCUAUUCAACCACCUUUACCCCAAUGUAUCAUGCAGUUACCAAAAGGAAAACAAAAUGUGUGAUGAAAAUGGUUUGUGCCACCAAAGAGGAGAAGGUGGUUGGGAUCCAUAUGCAAGGAAUCGGGUGUGAUGAAAUGCUGCAGGGUUUUGCUGUUGCAGUGAAAAUGGGAGCAACAAAAGCUGACUUUGACAACACGGUUGCCAUUCACCCUACCUCGUCAGAAGAACUGGUGACACUUCGUUGAGAACCCAGGGACUCCAAUGGCUGGCAGCUGGACCAGCAGACCUUCUGAAAUGAACCAAAUAAUCAUGUUUACUCACUGUUCCCCUUUUAUGUGUUUCUUUAUUGUUAUCAGAAUAUUCCAAUAGUGGAAAUUUUCAGUGAAUAGUAAGAACUUAUUUAUGUAAUUAGAAAUUUGUUUUGUUAUCCUGGCUUUCCAUUUGAUUUGCAUCUCACAAUAAUCAAUUAUUUUAAAGUUUUUUGUUUUUUUUUUUUUUUUUUAACAGCUCUGUGCUAGCUGGGUUUUUUGUUUUGUUUUGUUUUUGUCUCAGCCUCAUCCCAGGUAUAAAAUUAUAUGAAGUACAGUUAAUUAAGGUACUUGAAUGAACAUAGCCUGCUAAUUUUUAUAAAUGAAGCUGACAGCAGCUCUUCACAUUUAGAUAAUGCAAGUGCACAGGUCAUUUUAACUUCUUUUUUUUUGUAAGUAGGCUUCACGCCCAGCAUGGAGCCCAAAGUGGGGCUUGAACUCAUGACCCUGAGAUCAAGAUCUGAGCUGAGCUGAGCUGAGAUCAGCGGACCCUUAACUGACUGAAGCAGCCAGGCGCCCCUUGAACUUUUUUUUUUUUUUGAAGCCAGUACUGUGCUCUGCAUAUCGCAAAGCUGCUUCAAAAUUGUGACCUUUCUGUCAAAGCAUGUAACACGAGAGACCUGCCUCCAAUGUUUUGUUUCUUUUGUUUUAAAAGAUUAAAAAUUGUGUUCCUUUUAUGAGGUGAAGUACAUCAAACUUGGGAAAGAUUUAUAUAAGGGACGGACAUUUUAGAAGUAAUUUCUUCUUUCAGAAGGAGAGGAAUUCAGAUACUUCAGAGUCCCUUCUUCUGCUAAGAGUUCAUAGUUAAUGAAUGACUUCAAGUUUUUUAUGUGUCCUUGUAAUUUGUUUUCUGAAAACCAUUUCCAAAAAUCUGAAAAUAAAACCACAGCCUUUUCUUCUUAUGAAA